Molecule: messenger RNA, 1938 nt
Organism: Nematolebias whitei (Rio pearlfish)
Lineage: Eukaryota; Metazoa; Chordata; Actinopteri; Cyprinodontiformes; Rivulidae
Gene: mtus1a
Product: microtubule associated tumor suppressor 1a
Exons: 12
Coding region: 538-1848 (436 amino acids)
Cellular component (GO): cytoplasm; nucleus
Molecular function (GO): microtubule binding
Source: RefSeq, a predicted model, not a curated record
ACUCAUGAGAAGUCUGUGUCAAACAAAACGGGGGUGAAGUUGGGCUUAGCUUUAGGUCAAGACAAGCCUCCUGAAAAGAAGACCCGUCCUCGCUGUUCGUCUGACAGUUCAACAUCGAAACAACUCAAAGAAAAAAGGGCAACUCUGAGAGUAGCAACCAGUUUCAUAUUGCCUAAAACUGGCAACGACAAAGGGUUAUCUAAAUCAGAGAAUCUGAAACAUGCUUCCCAAAAUAAACCAGCUGGACAAACGACUAACUCUCCAAGGGAUGUGAAGAAAAUCAGCCUGGUGGCAGAGGGCAACAAAUCAGCUACAGCAGAAGCUCUGCUGGAUGAAAGUACGAGUAGAUCUCAGAGUCGACCAUCGUCCAGACAAACUCCAGCUGCAAGUCCUAGACCAAUCCCCCUGUCACAUAGACAAAGACGGGGGGCCUGUGAAAGGGCUGAUGUGUUCAGGAUUAACCCUGGAACUAAAUGGAAACCUCAGAUCCAGCUGAAAAACAAUGCAGACUGUCAGAAAGCACAGGCGACAGAAGAAAUGUCUCUCGUCAUAAAGCCCCAGCUGAAUGGAACCAGGCCUCCUCAGACUCCCACUCGCCCCUCUCUUAUGGGCCCACCCCUUACUCCUGCUUCUAGAAUACCACGGAAAACUCAGGGAUUAUCCCAGGGCCCUAAUGAAGGCAGUGAUCACAGUGAACUGGGUCAAAGCACUAGAAGUAAAUCAGGAUCUGCACACAAACCAACUGCCAUUAAGUCGGUUAUACUGAAAGCAAGGCUCGUUUCAACCCCUGGAAAAAACAUUGGAUCAGUGGAUCAGAACAAAAACAAGUCCAAGGCCAGUUCCUGCAAACAAAAGCCUCAACAGCAACCUCCCCAACCACCUGAGAGCUUCGGGUCUCAGAAGGUGGUCCUGACCAGUUUCCUACAGGAUGAGAAGAAAGAGCAGAACAUCAAGCAGUUGAAGCAACUCCUGACAGAGAGCAACCAUAGAUUUCAAGGCAUUGUCAUCGUCAUACAGCAAGUUCUGGAUCAGCAUGAUAAAGCCUCCAGGAAGUGCAGGGAGGUCUCACAGGAACUGGUCAAACUUCGAGGAAAGCUGGAAAGUGUAGAGGAGGAGAAGGGUGAGCUGCGAGCUGCUCUGCACAAUGCCACUCAGAGCUUGCAGGAACAGCACCAAGAGGAUGUUGCUGAGCCGCAGGCGAAGCUGCAGGAAAAGCAUCUGAAGGAUGUGACUGAGCUGGAGCAGAGCCUGCUGGCCCGCUACCAGGCUGAGUGGGACAAGCUGCACCUCACCUUCCAACAGGAAGCUGACAGCUGCAGAGCUAUUCUGCAAAAGCAGAUGACAGAACUGAAAGCAAAUCAUGAAAUCACAAAACUUGAGCUGAACCAUGAGCAGCAGCAUGAGCUGCAGCGGCAUGAGCAGCAGCGACAUGAGCAGAAACAUGAAGAAGUCAGGAGGGUCCACGGUGAGGAGCUCCAGUGUUUCAGCCAACGUGCCGAGACUUCUCUCUGUAAGGACUCUUACACACUGUAUUUGGAGAAGGAGCUGGAAAGUCUGAAAGUAGUUCUGGACCUCAAAACCAAGCAGCUUUGUCAGCAGGAGAAGAACCUGAUGGAGAUCAGCGAACUGAGGGAGAGAAAUUUGAUGUUGGAAGAGAACAUCAAGAAGAUCCAGCAGGAGAAUGAAGACCUGGCAGUUCGUGUGGAAAAGCAUGCCGCUAUGUCGAGGCAGCUGUCCACAGAGCACGCCGUCCUGCAGGAGUCCCUGCAUAAGGAGUCUAAGGUCAUCGAGCGUUUGUCCCUGGAGAACGAGGAGCUGCUCUGGAAGCUGCAGAAUGGAGUGUCCUAAGUCACCACCUCCCCGUCCUUCAAACUCCAGUCUACUUGCAGCUCUGGCUUCAUCAGCAGCACCCCCAUCUCACCCAUAUAAUCCCCCCCC